UGGCCUCUGCAUGAUAACCGUAGCUGAAAAGCUAAAAGUUUUUCAAUUUGUUUCUCAAAUUUAUUUUCAUUCCCUACUAUUAUGGCGAAAAGUUUUGUGUCCGUGUUCAAGCUGGACGGCGUUCCUAUCCUGCCUCCGGUGAUGAACGAUGAUGUGCGUGCGAUGGUGGCCAUUUACCGGCAGAAGGCGAUCGAAAUUGAAAAGCGGUUACGAGAACGAAAACAGGAUUCUACAGAAAGCGUAGCAGAGAAGUGCAUAGAAAGCUGGAAACAAUCUAGUGAUCCUGUUGUAGAAGCUUCGAAAAUGACCCAAACAUUUCCGGCGAUCGAGGCUGCAGCCGACUCGGAGAAUCGAUCGUCGAUUGAAAAAUCUUUCUCACUUGAAACAACUAGUGCUAGCUCAAAAAACACAACGAUUGAAUAUGAAGAACUCCCCGAUUCCUCAGUCAGUUUGCAAAGGGAAUUGUCAAGAACUCUGACACCAGCAAAACAGACAUCCGUUUGCCAUGUACACAGUCCUGUAGGCAUUACUUCUGCAGCACCACAUCAUGUUCCUAAAGAAUCGAUCAGUAAGGAGAUGGCGCACGAAGCUGUAGAGUCUCAAAUGGCUAAAAUGGGCACCCUACUACCUACAAUGACAUCAAAAACCGACCUACCAUCAUGGCAAACAUCCACCAGAACGGUGACUCCUACGUCAGACGAAUCUUUACCAUGGCUUCCGCUCGUACGAUCGAACACAUACAAUUUGGAAAAACCGACCAUUGAUUUACAAAGCUUGCCACCACCGAAUCAUUCUACUCCGGUUGAUCCGAACAAGAAUAUUUCAGGAAUAUCAUUAACACGUUCCGUGUCUCAACCAGCACCGCCAAAACCGAAAGCACAUAUAGGAAAUGAGACAGUUAACAUGAGAAAAAAAGAAACUGCCCUGGCUUUGAACAAUAAUCUAACCUCGGACAAACAAAAGGCCACGGUACCAUCAUCCUGUGGAAAAGUACGUUCGAAAAGAAUCUCAAGCGCUCGUACGGUCAGCAACUGUUCGGCGGAUUCCGCCAAUGAUCGAUCAUUUGAAAGUGUUGCCAAUGUUCUGACCUCUCAUGAGCAACGGAUGGUGGAGCUGUUACGCCGGCAGGAGGAGGAACGGUUGCUGCUGGAGAAAAGUUUCCGUGCGAAGACACAGGAAUUGGUCGCGCUUUGUGCGAAAUCGUUGACCACGGAGGUCCCCGAUUCUAACGUUCCGUUGGCAAAGACACCUGAGUUUGAUCCAGCUUCUAGUGUCAGCCAGCUAUCGCUUUGCGAUGUAUCGUACGAUUCGUGUACGGAUACGGAUGAUGCCGCGUACCAAACGUGCCAUGCUAACGGGACUUCGGAAGAGAAUGUUGCCGACAUAGAAAACAUAUUGAACAACUCUUUGGCGAAGCCUUUUAGUGAUCGUGCGUUCGUUGGAGCAAAAGCUAAUCCUUGUGAUGUAAAUCGAACGAAGGAUGUUAACGGAAACGAACAGAUCGCACUGUUACCACAGCGAAUGUACCAGCUGCAGCAACAUCGGGCAGCAACGAUCAUCAAUGCUCACGUUCGGGGCUUCUUGACACGCAGGCUGCUUCAGACGGAAGAAGUUCAGACCAUCAAGCAGACGAUCAUUGACAUUCUGUGUUUCAUCAUGCAGUCACGCUCGCGGGGACCCAGUGCAACCGAUGGCUCCGUACGACGAAGUGCCGGUAAACAUAUUACCUUCUGUCUGGACAGGCUUCAUGACAUUUUUGUCAAUUAUUCGCCAGCCCAGCGCAUACAGAUGAUCAGGCGCGAUCGUUAUUUGAAAAACAAAACUGUGGGGCCUAAAUGAUUAAAACUUUACUAAAGAAAAUAUUUCUUGUGGAAUGCCUGUUCAUAUAGAAUAAUAAAGAAGAUUAUGAGUUUUG
Anopheles coustani is the source of this 1915-nucleotide messenger RNA. It is a transcript of the gene Cp110, whose product is annotated as centriolar coiled-coil protein of 110 kDa. The transcript has 2 exons. The record is from RefSeq and is a predicted model, not a curated record. NCBI's taxonomy places the organism in Eukaryota, Metazoa, Arthropoda, Insecta, Diptera, Culicidae. Gene Ontology annotation, molecular function: protein binding. Bases 82 to 1839 code for a protein of 585 amino acids. Gene Ontology annotation, biological process: centrosome duplication; centriole replication; regulation of cytokinesis. Gene Ontology annotation, cellular component: centriole.